AUGGAUCCGAUCGAAUCUAUGGACUACAAUGGCUUUGAGACCUCUAACGGUAACUCUCACGUCGACCAUGGAUGGGAGAAAGUCGUGUACCCAAAACGCAAUCGGAAGCAAAAACCGGCGGAUCAAGCGGCGGCGAGUGGUAAGAUUGUUCCUAAUGGAAACGUAUCUAACGGCGAUAGCGUUUUCCGUGGCCUUGAGAAGGAAGCUGAGGGUCGAAGACAACGGAUCCUUGCGGAGAAGAUGGCUGCUGCUGAUGUUGAGGAUGAGCUAGAUGGUGCGAGAUCUAAACGCCGAUCUAAUGAUUACGGCGAUGAAGGGUAUGAUUUCGAUGGUAGCGAUGAUGAUGAGAUCACGGCGAGGAAUGAGAAUCUAAAGAAGACGGAGGAAACUAAAAAGCCGAAACCCAAAAAGGAGAAGAAGCCAAAGGUUACUUUACCUGAAGCAGCUUCGAAGAUCGAUCCUUCAAAUCUCGAAGCUUUUCUCAUUGAAGCAUCGGAAUCGUAUGCGACUCAGCCGGACAUUCAGCUUAUGAGAUUUGCAGAUUACUUUGGGAGAGCUCUUUCCGGUGUAUCAUCUGUUCAAUUUCCAUGGGUGAAGAUGUUCAAGGAGUCUCCUUUAUCCAAGCUGAUCGAUGUUCCGUUAUCUCAUAUUCCGGAACCAGUUUACAAAACAUCGGUGGAUUGGAUCAACCAACGUCCAGUUGAGGCUCUUGGAAAGUUUGUAUUGUGGGCGUUUGAUUGUAUUCUAACAGAUUUGGCAGCACAACAAGGAGGUGCUAAAGGUGGGAAGAAGGGUGGACUACAUACUUCUUCUAAAUCUCAGGUGGCAAUAUUUGUUGCAUUAGCAAUGGUAUUGCGUAGGAAACCUGAUGCUUUGACUAAUGCAUUGCCGACUCUGAGGGAGAAUCCUAAGUAUCAGGGACAGGACAAGCUUCCGGUUACAGUCUGGAUGAUGGCUCAGGCCGCUCAAGGUGAUGUAUCUGUAGGCUUGUAUUCGUGGGCACACAACUUGUUACCUGUAGUCAGUAAUAAGAACUGCAACCCUCAGUCAAGGGAUCUCAUCCUUCAGUUGGUUGAGAAAGUUUUGUCGAACCCAAAGGCUCGGACCAUACUUGUAAAUGGAGCUGUUAAGAAGGGAGAGAGACUGAUUCCACCUCCUUCAUUUGAGAUCUUGGUGCGGCUUUCAUUCCCUACUUCAUCCGCAAGGGUAAAGGCUACAGAGAGGUUUGAGGCGAUAUAUCCCUUGCUGAAGGAAGUGGCUCUUGCUGGUGCACCAGGAAGCAAGGCAAUGAAACAAGUCACACAACAGAUAUUCACUUUUGCUCUGAAAUUAGCUGGAGAAGGAAAUCCUAUUUUAACCAAGGAAGCUACAGCAAUCGCUAUCUGGUCUGUGACCCAAAACGUUGAUUGCUGCAAGCACUGGGACAAUCUCUACAAGGAGAAUCUAGAAGCUAGUGUUGCUGUUCUUAAAAAACUUGUAGAGGAAUGGAAAGAGCAUUCCCUCAAACUAUCAUCAUCACCGAGUGAUACUGCCACUCUCAACCGAACUAUGAAGAGCUUCAGGCUGAAGAACGAGGAAGCCAUCACUGAAGGAGAAGCCAAUGGUUCUCUUUACAAAGAAGCUGACAAAUCCUGCAAAGUGAUCUCAGGGAGACUCUCCCGUGGCAGUGGCUGCCUUAAAGGAACAGCCAUUACUGCUGUAGUCCUAGCUGCAGCAGGAGCCGCUGCUGCAGCUGUUCUAUCCUCAAACCCGGAGGCUAUAACCGAGCUGAGGAACCUGGUGGACUCAUUGGACCUGAACAAAUACGCUCAGGCAAUCACCACAGCUUUGAAGAUGUAA
Messenger RNA from Arabis nemorensis, 1839 nucleotides. The record is from the annotation of a GenBank genome assembly. NCBI's taxonomy places the organism in Eukaryota, Viridiplantae, Streptophyta, Magnoliopsida, Brassicales, Brassicaceae.